CAACAUUAUACCGGAUUUUAUACAGUCGGCGAUUUAUGGUCUGAUAGUCAACUCGGGUUGCAACUUCUCUUUUCACAAACUACCUUGCAUCUGAUCAUCCAACAAGCCAAGGUGGUCUAGCUUUGUCUUCAGCUGCACGACCUUCCUAAUAUUUCGCAGCCCUCAGAGACACACCAUCACCCAUAUCACCACCCACAUCAUCGCUAACAUAAGACUCACAUCUCUACUCUCACACGUUGCGACGCAAAAUUAUCACCGUUCUUUGCCCUUGCUCGCAUACGGGUUCAUUUUUUGUGCGUGCAUGCCUUAUGAGCUCCGGCUGCAAAGAUGACAUUGCCAUCAGAGCCAACUCAAUUCGCGUUAACCUGGUCGACCUGCCACUUCAGACAAGCCGAGUCAUCCAAGGGAAGCUCCAAUGGUGGCUCUGAUUGUGACCCUUUUCAUUUGGACAGAUAUCGCGGCUAUUUUCAAGCUCAAGAGCAAGACCAACCGAAAGCUCCCACUCAAGAAGUGUUGCUAGAGCAUGAGCCAGAAGUCCAACAGAUGACGCCAGAAGCUAAGAAAUCUGUCAAAUCGUUUCUGAGCAGCGAGUCUGGUGGGUCAGAUCCUUUCUACCUGGAGAAAUACCGACGACACUUUUGCAGCAAUCCGCGACACCUAGCCAGCAAGAUGCCUUCAUUCUCUAUUUACAAGAUCAACAAUGAGGUCGCCGAUGAAGGUGUCCGCUGCAACACUGCUCAAGCAAAUGGCAUCAUGAACAGUCAGCGAGUAGUCUUGCCUAUAAAUAUUCCCGUUCAACAGACCGGCACUCGAGCUAUCACUCACAACGAGGAGCAACGCGCUGGUGAAGCUGACGUGAACCGAUAUGCUGCAUCACCUUCUGUUCAUAACAAUAACGACAAUGAGAACAACCAUGAGGUUGGUCGCAUCAAUAUUGAGCAAGGUGGUGAGGGCGCAAGCCGCGAAGCUUUGGCUGAGCCUGAGAUCUUCCCAAUGGACAAGAGUGAAACUCCUACAAUCCGUCACCUUGUAACCCAGUCUGGGGGUCGCAACCGCACAUACACCGACCACAAUUCACCCAUGAGGCGCAGCAACAGUUCUGCCAAUAAUUGGCCCAGCUCGGGUCUUGGUGAGCCUCUGGAGCCUCUCAACCCUCUCGGCGCUCUCGAGCCUAUAUUGCCCCCUAUACUCCCUCCUACGCCCGAUCAUAGAUUGAGCCUGUACUACCUGGAGCAGUGGCUUGAAGCCUCGGCGAGCCAGGCGGAGGAAUCAUAG
This is a messenger RNA of Truncatella angustata, 1275 nucleotides long. RefSeq lists its product as uncharacterized. The record is from RefSeq and is a predicted model, not a curated record. The coding region runs from base 328 to 1275 and encodes 315 amino acids. NCBI's taxonomy places the organism in Eukaryota, Fungi, Ascomycota, Sordariomycetes, Amphisphaeriales, Sporocadaceae. The transcript is spliced from 2 exons.